AUGUUGCGAGGUCCUAAGACAUGCGGCUGUCGUGACUUUGCCUCGUCUUACGUUAACCGCGCGAAGGUUAACCGCAUCUUUCACUGCAGUAUUGAGGAUGCAAAUUGCUAG
Messenger RNA from Echinococcus granulosus, 111 nucleotides. RefSeq lists its product as hypothetical. Lineage: Eukaryota; Metazoa; Platyhelminthes; Cestoda; Cyclophyllidea; Taeniidae. The record is from RefSeq and is a predicted model, not a curated record. Bases 1 to 111 code for a protein of 36 amino acids. The transcript is spliced from 2 exons.